AUGAAGUUCACUAUCCUCCUCACCGUGGCCUCGUCCCUGGCCAUCACAACAGCCAAAACCUACAACUGGACCAGAAGUUCCUGCAGCCCCAACGGCGGCCAAAUCUCCAUGCAGGCCUGGAUCGACCACUCCCGUGAACUCUGCACGCGUAUCGGCGGUUCCCCUCAGGGCAUCUACAGUGACCAGGUCGUCUGUGAGGCCCCGGGUACCUUUGUUCCGAGACGCCUCUCGGCGACGUUUGAUGGCAAGAGUUACCAGUGCUGCAUUUCUUGCUCCGGGGAUGAGAGGGGGAGCUGUUAA
Colletotrichum phormii is the source of this 300-nucleotide messenger RNA. RefSeq lists its product as uncharacterized. Lineage: Eukaryota; Fungi; Ascomycota; Sordariomycetes; Glomerellales; Glomerellaceae. Bases 1 to 300 code for a protein of 99 amino acids. The transcript has a single exon. The record is from RefSeq and is a predicted model, not a curated record.